AUCUGCCGCCUGCAUAUGCUUUGCUGUGCCGGGUUUGCUGAGUUCUGUCCGAUUUCCUCAGCAAAAUUCCCUUCUGGAUUUCGGGAUUUUUCUUCGAUCUGUCUACUCUGAUGCCAGUUCUGUAUUCUUCAGGAUUGAUGUAAUCUCGGAUUAAGUGAUUCAGCACCACGAUCAUCAUCAUCAUCACCCUCCGGUGGCUCCCAGACACGAGGUGUGACUCGGGACCCUCAACAGAGUCAAGCUAUUAGCUGAUUAGAAACACACAGGCGGGAGGUGGAUUGAGAAAGCCGACCAGCCAAUUAGAGUGUGCUCAGAGAUUCACCCUGAACACUCAUAUGCCAUAUGGUGAGGAUCUCCAUCCUUGUACACGUGUGAUUGUUGUGUCAGACCAUGGUCAGGCAUCGUCACUAGCUGAUCCUGUCCCCCCUCUCCCUCUGUCCUUCCUGCUCACCAGACAGUGACUGAUCAUUUCAUGCAUUGGAGAUGAGUCUGUGUCUUCAAUGUUCACCAACAAGUUUGGCUUCUAUGAGUUUUUUGUUACCAAUGUCUGCAAGCGGACAGCCAAGAUUUGACAUCGGGUGAAUGACCCCAGUCAAUCCAGAUUCCAUGCCUCAUAUCUGGACUUAGCGAAGAAGGAAGAAGAGUUCAAGAAUUUCUACUGAGUUUUCAGAGAUAUUCACCCAGCCGCCUGUGAAAAGAGUGACAAGCUAAGACCCUGAAACACACCGUGAGGUUUUUUUUCUGCUGCAAGCUUAGACGGAGAGCCCCGUCACAACAACGCCCGGAUUUGGAAUGGAACUGGGAUAGCCACAUCAGGAGAUAUUAACCAUGGCCACAUGUACUCUACAGGGGAAGAAGUUCUACUGCCGGGAGUGGGCAUUCCAGAAGCUGCUGCACAGUCUGGAGAGCAGACCAGCCUCCAAGACAUGUGGCACUCUCAUCAUGGGUGGGCCAGGCAGUGGCAAGACAGCCAUAUGCUCUGAGAUUGUCUGGCCAACAUCAAACCAUGGGAAGCAGAGGAGCCUCAACAAGCGAAUGCUGGCCUACCACAUGUGCCAAGCCCAUGAUCUGGACACCCUCUCUGUGCCUAACUUCAUCCUGGGACUUGUCAGUUUGAUUUCAAGAUCAACGUUGAUCCAUGGAUAUGAUGAGAAACUACGCAACCCUAGUGUGCAGGCAGUUUUGGAACCGGCUGCUUGUGAGAAGAAUCCCGAUGAAGCCUUCAAGAAUGGAAUAUUACAACCGCUGUGCUCUCUGAAUCCCCCAUCUCGGAAUUGCUUUAUCCUCGUGGAUUCUAUCGAUGAAGCCUAUCCGAGGCUGGAUGGAGAUAGAUGCUCCACUAGCAGAACGAUUGCAGAGCUCCUAGCCAAUCACCAUGAACUGUUCCCGUCAUGGCUGUGUCUAAUAUGCAGUGCACGCCGUCAGAGCAAAUCAGUAACCCGUAUGUUUACUGGGUUCAGAAAACUGAGCCUUGAUGACCUACGGAAAUCGCAUGUGGUGCGUGAUGUACAGCAGUACAUUCUAUGCCGCCUUGAUCGAGAGGAAUUGCUCAGGCAGCAGCUGAGUCGAGACACUGCAGAGAUGCUGAACCAGCUGCACAUCAAGAGCAAUGGAUGUAUGAUGUAUCUUGAGAAAGUCUUAGAUGGAGUUGCCAACAACUUCAUACAGCUGAAGGAAAUCUCGGACAUACCAGGGACUCUCAAUGGACUAUAUCUGUGGCUCUGUCACCGUGUGUUCAUCAAGAAGCAGUUUGUAAGGAUAAGGCCAAUCUUCAACGCGAUGCUGGCAGCCCAGUGUCCACUGACAGACGCAGAACUCUAUGCAUGUUCAAGAACUCAAAACACAAGUCUCACAGAAGCAGACUUCCAAGAGAGGCUAGUGAAAAUGGGACAGUUCUUGGUGCGAGGAAAGGACCAGAAACUUCUCAUCUUCCACUACAGUUUCGUGGAGUGGCUCUUGGACGUAAAACACUGCACACGGAAAUACCUAUGCAGCAUGGCAGAGGGCCAUGCCAUGAUAGCCAUGAGGUAUUCAUGUGAGGCUCCAAGCCUCACCCCAGCACAGGUGCAAAACUUCGCUGCUAAUCUCCUGCAAGCAAGGUUUGUGCCUCCACUUGAGCCCCACCACCUCACCCUGUGGCUGAUGUGGAUGGGAACUCCACUGAAAGACUGCCUGAUGAGUUCAACACCUAAAAGCCAACAGGUGCUUCAGCUUCUGGUAUCAGCGGGGGCAAAGGUCAUUGACCUUGAUGAAAGUUCCAUUGCCCUCCAGGAUGCACUGGACAGGGAAGAUUCUCUCAAAAGCUUACUAGAGAGUGGUGCAUCCAUCAAUCAAGUGGACAGCAACGGGCGCUCACUUCUUGCCAAUGCUGCAUAUUGCGGGAAUUUAAGAGUGGUAAAGUUCCUGUUGGCCAGAGGUGCAGACUCAACAAUAACCGACAGGACUGGUCAGACUGCACUGGGACUUGCUGCACGCCAGGGGCACUGUGAAGUAGUCGGUGUACUCAUCGAGUAUCAUGCUGAACUGGACCAUGUCGAUCAUGAUGGCUGGACACCACUGCGGUCAGCUGCAUGGGCUGGACAUGCUGAUGUAGUGGCUGCUCUGUUGGCUGCAGGUGCAAAGGUGGACUGUAGCGACACUGACAAACGUACUGCACUACGUGCUGCAGCUUGGGGCGGCCAUUGUGAUAUUGUCAUGAAUCUUGUGGAACACGGUGCUGACGUAAAUCAGGCGGAUAACGAGGGGCGUACACCUCUCAUUGCUGCUGCAUACAUGGGACACAAGAAGAUCGUUGAGUAUCUACUAGACAAUGGUGCUGACAUCAAUCACGUUGAUUGUGAUGGUCGCACAGCACUCUCUGUUGCUGCAAUGUCGGUGGCUGUCUGCCAAGGCCACACAAGUGUCAUCACUAUUCUCAUUGAAAGAGGAGCAAAUGCUGAUCACAGUGAUAAUGAUGGUAUGUCUCCACUGAUUGUAGCUGCAAGUGAGGGACAUCAGACUGUCGUCGAGCUCCUUCUUGAAGGUGAUGCUGACAUUGAUCACACGGACAAUAACAAUCGCACAGCCCUGAUAGCUGCCUCCAACAUGCGUCACACUAAUGUUGUUAAGACACUUCUGUACUGGGAUGCAGCAGUGGACACUAUCGAUAAUGAAGGAAGAACUGUUCUGUCAAUUGCUGCUGCUGAGGGUAAUGCUGAAGUUGUACGCAUGCUUCUUGAUCGUGGUCUGGAUGAGAUGCACAAGGAUCAUCAUGGCUGGACUCCACUGCAUAUGGCUGCUUACGGUGGCCACAGAGAAGUCUGCAGGGUGUUUCUCAGCCAGAACAGUCACGUCUCUGUUGACAUAAUGGAUAGAGAUGGAAGAACUCCCCUGACCCUCGCAGCACAAGAGGGAAAGCUGGAGACAGUGAAGGAGUUACUCAACUACAAUGCAAACAUCCACCACACUGCUCACGAUGGGCGCAGUGUUCUCAGAGCUGCUUCUCUGGAGGGUCAUCAAGAAGUCGUCCGGCUGCUCGUUGAAGGAGAUGCAGAUGUCAACUACAAAGAUGCAGAGGGGAGGUCCACACUCUAUAUGCUUGCUCUGGAAAACAAGGUACCAAUGGCACAUUUCUUGCUGGAGUGUGGUGCAGACACAGAGAACCCCGACUUUGAAGGUAGAACACCUCUUCAUGUAGCUUCAUGGCAGGGUCAUACAGAGAUGGUGAAUGUACUCCUGAGUUUUAAGGCAAAUCCAAAUGCUAUGGACAAGGAGAAGCGUUCUGUUUUGCAAUCAGCUGCAUGGCAAGGACAUGUGAUGGUAGCCAAUUCCCUUCUGCAAAAGGGAGCAGAUAUCAACCACACUUGUAACCAGGGUGCCUCUGCUCUGUGUAUAGCAGCCCAAGAAGGUCAUGUUGAUGUUGUGAAGUGUCUUCUGGAGCAUGGUGCAGAUCCUGCUCAAUCUGACAAGCACGGCCGCACUGCCAUGAAAGUUGCCCUCAAAGGUGGCCACCAAGCCAUUAUCAAGUUGCUGGAAAAGUGUGGAGUGCCUAAUCCGCUCUCACCAAUGCCAUCGAGAGCUGCCCACAAUCGGAAGAAUGGUUGCGGAACAGGUGGCUCCUCAUCUUCCAAUCAGAGCAGUGAAAAUGCAAAGACUGCAUCAUCGGGUAUACUGGCCAAUGGUGGGCUGAUGCAGGCAAGCUCGUCAUCCAACUCUCCUGACUCCACCUUUGACCAGAGAAAGUCAUCAGUAUCCAACCAGUCGUCCAAGUCUUCAUCAAAUCUGACAUCGGUAUCAACUGUUAACUCGACCUUGCAUCUUCAUCCACCUAAGGAGAAUGGCCAGCGAUGCUCCACCUUUACUGAACAACUGCAGCAUUUGGCCCCUCACGGCAAGAAGAAGAGUGGGAGCUCUCAUGGCAAAGCACCGGAGCCUUCCAGAAACCAGUCUGUGCUAGCAAAGGUCACACCAGCUUCUUCUUUUCAAACGAUACCUGAGAACAUCAUAACUACUCACAGCACUGACAAAAUGCAGCAUGGAAAUUCAAAGCCCCACACGGGAGCAGUACAGUCUCCAAGAAGAUCCCCGUCUCCUCAUAUAUCCUCGAGAUCCACCUCGCCAAGUCUGCAGCCAUCCAGUCCUCUGUCUCAAGCUUCACUGCAGUCUCCAGUCAGGCUAUCCCCACAGACAUCGCCAUCACAUUGCCAGUAUCACAAUAACAACAAGCCAUUGUUCCCCUUCAAAAAUCCUCAGUGUACAUCUCAAGUCUCAGUGGAGGUACACAGUAAUCCUGAGGUCAGAUCUGCAUCACCUCAACCAAGGAUGGGCAUCCACAAAUCUCCCAAAAUUGAGAGGAAAGCAAGGUCCUCAUCUCUGAGAGAAAAGAAGUCGAGUAACCCCCAGAUGCCUCCUCAGAAUGGACAUAAUCACAUCAAUGGCCAGGCUCCCUACCAACCCCAACCUCAAGGUCAUCAGCAUCAGUCACUACAACACAUCCCAGCUGCUAAUGGAACCCAUCACAACCCCCAUCAGAUGCAGUCCCAGGGUUUCCAUCCAUUCUACUCCCCUCCAUCCCAGCGCAGGUUCCAACCCCCUAUGCAACCCCAGUGUUGUCACAGGACUGGUGCGCAAACCCCUGAACAAUCCCCUGAGCACAGACCCCCUGUCCACCAACGCUCCAUCUCCCAGCCUGUCCACAUGGUGGAGUGUCACUGCCACGAACAUGUGCACUUCCAGCGCAAAGCAUCCCUGCCUGUGUCUUUCAAUCAGAUCAACCUGCAGCGGGUACUCUCGACAACACAAGUCGCCCCCGGCUCACCAGAGAUGAGACCAAGGCGCAAUGGCAUUGUGACCAAUCCUAAAUAUAAGAACUACCACAAUAAGACAAGUCUUCAUGGGAGUCAAACCAUGUUGACGCAACAACCCAGCAUCAUCGCAGGUGACAACCACAGAGGUCUUUCAGCUCUGGAACUUAAGCAGGCGAUGAAGGCGAGUUUUGAGGGAUCUUGCAGGAAUGGAUUCAAAAAGGAAACACCACUUUAAUGUUACCUUACCUGCCGGGGCCACUGAAUCCUGGACCCUGGGAAUACCUGCCGACUCCUCCCCUCAUAUGGCCAUCCCUCAAGGCUCAACCGUCUCUCCCUCCAAGGUUCAACGGAAGGAACAAGCAAUCCUUUGCUUUGUGGGGCACAGCAAGCUGCAUCCAACCAGAAAGAAAUGAAAUGAGACUCAAGGACAGAUCAGCAUCCUAAAUCUGACUUGCCGGGGUGUGACUAGAGCACGUCCCCCUUAUUGUCACUCAAAGGACACUUCAAAUGAAUAACUCAGACAUAACUUCAGGUAAUCUGUACAUUAUGCGGUCAUUUCAUUCAACAAAUGGGACAAAUUUUCCCACGCAUUGAUCUGUGAAUGAGAGAUGUAAAUUAUUGUGUUGCAACUUGUUCAGGAAGGCAAUUGUUGAAAUGCUGCAGUGUCACGUUCGAUCAUGGCAAGUUUGUCAAAGACCUAACUGCCUUGAAAACAUUGUUGAUGGCCUUUGAUUGAAAAGUAGCAUAAAAUAGUGAUUUACCCAAUAUAAAAUUAAUUUGUCACUCUGGAUUUUGCUGCAUGGGAACAUUAUUAUGUCCACCAAUUUUGUAUUAUAAAGAGUAUGUAAUGUAACUCAAGGGAUACAUGUGCAAAAACAAGCGUCAAAAUUAUCCGACAGUAUUUGAUUUCCUUUACAGCCAAUUUCUUACAAUGAAUGACUUAUAAAGUUAAAGUGGUUAAUUGAUCAAACUGUAUAUACAUUGGUGUACAGAACUUAAGACUUUAUUUACAAACCGUGGAUAGCUAAAUAUCUUAUGCAAUCUCGUUACUGUAAUAUUUGAAAGUUGUGAACAGAAAUUAACGUCAUGGAGUAAAGAUUGAAAGGAGUAAAUGUAUUUCACAAAUGUUGCAUGUUCUGUCAAUACCAGACACACAACGGCCACAUGUUUUAUUUGCUUAAUGCUUUGUUCAAUCACGUGGCCCUUGAAGGAUAGGAAUGAAUCUUGAUUCUGUACUGCUUAUGUGCAUUACUUUCCAAAUUGACAAGGUAAACACAUGUAAGUUUCUUCAACAUUGGUUGAUGAUACAUGUACAUUUCGGUUGGAUUCAAUGUUCACCAUUAAUGUUGGCACAUGCUUACUGAUACCAUUUGUAAUUUACUAUCUUGCCACAUCACAUAAUUAGCUAAAUUUGACAGAACAUGUAACUUUGUUUAAGAGCUUCUUACACUAGUGUGCACUUUGCAUUAUCAGAAACAGCACCAAAACAUGAUCUUCUAUUGUACAUGUUCAUUGUAAACUUUAAAUGACUCUCUGUCUUUAAAUUAUUGUAGAAAAAAAUAAGGUGGAGGGUUUCAUGUAUUUAUAUUAUGUACAGAGAGAUUUAUGCAUGCUGUCUUUACUGGGGCAAGUGUACAUGUUCAUGUGUGUGUAUUUGUAAGUAUUCUAUGACAGAAAGACUGUCAGAGAAUUAUAGGGUUUAAUACGUGUCCAUGUGUGACCCCUCCUUUCCAUCAAGUCAAAAGUUGAUUCUUAUUUUCAGAUUUAGCCAUUUAGCAACAUUCAUCAUAUGACAGAUUUGUCCUAAACAAAGUCUGGUAAAUGUUUUUUUCAAAUGCCAACGCUCGCCGUUGCACUUUGGACCCCCUCGGCCAUUCUGUGAACCACAGCUCCCAAAAAAAUCAACAAUUGGCGACUUUUGACUUGGUGCAGUAAGACGGGGUCACAUAUGGGCAGUGUAUUAGGGACAGAGAAGGGAAAAAAUGCUUGCCAAUAUGUUUACAAGAGGGUUCUCUUUCUUCAAUACCUAUUAUUGAUUGGUGUGGGGAGCCUUUCAUUCUUAAGGCUUCAUACUGAUGUGUUAUUGAUCUAUAGGAUCGGGGAAAACAAAUUUUAGCAGGCCUGAAGCGAGAGUUGGGGGGGGGGAUUUAAUAAUAAGGGCUUGUUUUGCAAGCUUGCCUGUUGGACUCUUAGCUGCGUGUCAACAAGUUGUUUAUACUCUAAUAUUAUAAUGUGUGAGUGCAAAGUUGCCAGUCCUUCAAAAGUAAAUUUACUGUGGUAAUUUGUUGACGGAAAUUACUAUGUUUCACCAAACAGUGUGAAUGUUUACAAACUGGGACAGACAUUUAUGAGAGAAAUGUUUAACAUUCAGUGUCAUUCAGUAAUUAAGAAAUUUCUAUAUUGUAAUGUUCUGACAUACAUUUAAUGCAUGUUUUGCAUUUUAACUGUAAAACAUGGUUUAUCCAGACAUUCAGUAGUAUUCGUACUAACUUUUGAACUGAAGAACAGUAAUUUACAUAUGAAAUGUCUACUCAAAAGCAGUGACAAGUUUAUCUCCAGAAUUACCUUGUUCGGCAAAUUUAGUGAAAAGUUGUGAUAUAAUUAUAUUGCUUAUUCUUUCAUCCAAACAAGCUUUUGUUUACAUUUGAUUUUGUCCCAAUAUUGAUAAUUUCAUUUCUAUGAAUUGACAGCCUGGUAAUCAAGAAGUAAAUUAUUAAGCUUUUGUCAAGUCCAUCAAAACAUAAGUCUGUUUUGCAUACAACUGAACCUUCAUCGGAUAAUUCUACGAAUCGAAAAUCAUUCCAGCUGUAUUUGAACUGAGCCAGACUAAUAUUCCAAACCAAUCAACCGUUCACAUGACAAUCACAUCAGAUGUUUAACAACCCUUGAAAUUGCAAAGUGUUUACUCAAAUAAACUGUUUAGCUAUCAAAGCAGGAAUGUGUUGCCCAUAAAAACAUGUCAACAUGAUUUGUGUUUUCCUCAUUGUUUGUGGGUUUCUUUAAUGGCUGGUUUUUCUGGCAACCUUGUCUUGUUUAAUCUGAAAGCCAGUCAGGCUAGACACCAGGUGAGAUAGGAAUCCCAAGAAUUUCAACAUACACCUGGUUGGGUGCACAGACUCAAAACACACAUUUGUGUAAGAUUGUUUGGUCACAUCUGGUCUUAAUUGCAAAGUACUGGUCAGUCUGAGGUUAAGAUGGGAGGGGGUCAAUCAAGAUAUGGUAAACUAUAAGCCCAAAACAGGAGGGAGUAUUUUUUGAUAUCUUUGUAUACUUAACCAUGGACCAGUCUUGCAGGGACACUUUUUAUCCCACAGUCUGUUUUUAUUGAAUGCUAAGAUACUUUGGUUUUGGGUGGGUUUUUUUUUACUGACUGCACUGCCAAUGCCACAACCAGCUCUUUCCUGCCUAUCAUAAAAUGUAUUUUGUUAAAUUUAAAGCUACAAUAACUUCCCUCAACAAAAGUCAAGUUCAAAACUCUUUAGUUCAUCAGCUGUUUGUCAAUUUGUGACUCAAACUAAACGCAGAAAUGUCAAGUCAAUUAAAUUACACCUGUGAAGUUUUAUCUGAA
Patiria miniata (bat star) is the source of this 8853-nucleotide messenger RNA. RefSeq names its product ankyrin repeat domain-containing protein 50-like (gene ankrd50). The transcript has 6 exons. Lineage: Eukaryota; Metazoa; Echinodermata; Asteroidea; Valvatida; Asterinidae. Gene Ontology annotation, molecular function: protein binding. Bases 829 to 5520 code for a protein of 1563 amino acids. The record is from RefSeq and is a predicted model, not a curated record.